This is a messenger RNA of Drosophila rhopaloa, 2626 nucleotides long. RefSeq names its product neural cell adhesion molecule 2 (gene DIP-kappa). The record is from RefSeq and is a predicted model, not a curated record. NCBI's taxonomy places the organism in Eukaryota, Metazoa, Arthropoda, Insecta, Diptera, Drosophilidae. The transcript has 13 exons. The coding region runs from base 294 to 2264 and encodes 656 amino acids. Gene Ontology annotation, cellular component: neuron projection.
UUCAACUGAACGGACGGUCUGUGCCAACGAGGGUCGCCACAAAACUAUCUGACGUGCGAUUUGCGAUCCCACGCGAGUGUCCACCGCGAAAUGUUACUCGGUGCGUUGUCGUUAUCCUUGCCACUGUCGUUGGUCCUGUCGCUGUCAUUUGCCGGAUUUUGGCAGCCCUCGCCAAAGUUGUGAGCGAGUGAAAGUUUUGUGCAUUUGUCGUGCGGCGACUUCGGUUUACCAUUUGCAUUCGCAUUUGCGUGCUUAAUUUGAAAAGGAAAGUAAGGUAAAGGAUUUCCAAAGCCAUGGCCAUGCCGCACUGGCUGCCACGCCCACGCCCCCGGUUUCGUCCACGCCCGCAGGUUAAUGUCCUGCAAUUGGGCACCGCGAUAAUAGCCACUGCCGCGGUUACCAUGUUGAUGACAGCCACUCCCACACUCGCCGAAAUCCCAGCAAAAGGCAAACACACGCGCCUGGACACCCAGCAGACGGCACAGGAAGAUUCGGAUUUUCCGCGAUUUGCUGAACCCAUUGCCAAUGUCACCGUCUCCGUUGGAAGAGAUGCCCUUAUGGCCUGCGUGGUGGAGAACCUCAAGGGCUACAAGGUGGCCUGGGUGCGGGUAGACACCCAGACCAUCCUUUCUAUCCACCACAAUGUCAUCUCACAAAACAGCCGGAUCAGCUUGACCUACAAUGACCAUCGAUCGUGGUACUUGCACAUAAAAGAGGUGGAGGAGACGGAUCGCGGUUGGUACAUGUGCCAAGUCAACACGGAUCCCAUGCGCUCCAGGAAGGGCUACUUGCAGGUGGUUGUUCCCCCGAUGAUUGUCGAGGGGCUGACCAGCAAUGACAUGGUGGUGCGCGAGGGUCAGAAUGUCUCCCUGGUUUGCAAGGCACGUGGCUAUCCCGAGCCCUACGUCAUGUGGCGUCGCGAGGACGGCGAGGAGAUGCUGAUUGGCGGGGAGCACGUCAACGUGGUCGACGGGGAGCUGCUGCACAUCACCAAAGUGAGUCGCCUCCACAUGGCCGCAUAUCUGUGCGUCGCCUCCAACGGAGUCCCGCCAUCGAUUAGCAAGCGGGUCCACCUGCGUGUGCAAUUUCCACCGAUGCUCUCCAUUCCCAAUCAGCUGGAGGGAGCCUAUGUGGGUCAAGAUGUUAUACUCGAGUGCCACACUGAGGCCUAUCCUGCAUCGAUUAACUACUGGACUACAGAGCGCGGCGACAUGAUCAUAUCGGACACCUCGCGAGCCGGCGAUAAAUACGAGACCACAUCAACCGUCAGCGGUUACACGAAAUACAUGAAGUUAAAAAUCCGUGCCGUUGGUCCAAACGAUUUUGGCACAUAUCGCUGUGUGGCCAAGAACUCUCUGGGCGAAACUGAUGGAAACAUAAAGUUGGACGAAAUGCCCACACCAACAACAGCCAUUAUUUCCGAGAUGUCCUUGCUCAACCGCAGCUAUGAUGGCAAGAGACGUCAUAGAAAUAAAUUUGACUCGGCUAACGCUUUGCCUGAUUAUGGGGUUGAGGAGUGGCGUGACGGUGCCCAAGGCAACCAUGCUGGGAACAAUGGCGAUAACAAUCAAACGCCCGUGCGUAAUCCGCCCGGAGCAUUUCACAAUUCUGCAGGCUCACUGGCGCAGCAUAAUCUACUUGCUAAAAUAAUGCUCGGCAUUAAAACGCAAUCAUUUGGGAUUUUCAAACGUUUAUCGAGUUCUUUGCCGGCGGCGCAGGGCUUGCCGACGUGGCUGUCGACGUUAUCGCUGGUCUCGCCAAGUCGGUGGCGUAUGAGUAAUAUGGAAAACCAGCCGAACUCACCGGAGACCGUUGUCAACAACGAUACAGCCGCUGGAUGCUGGGUGAGCAGAAGCCAUUGCGGGAGCAACAACAUCACAAAAAGCCCACAAAUGUGGGCGCGGCAAGUGCGCAUAUUUCACAUUGCUCAUACGCCGUGUGGCGCGUCAACGCAGCACUCGAAACGCCAACGCCUAUGCGAACGCCAGUGGCAAUGGCUGUGGAAGUGGAAGUGGCAACGUCAAUGGCAGUGGCCAAUGCUCAUUUGCAUAGUAAUAUUGGCUGGCUGUUUUGUUCGGUGGCUGCCAAUGCUGCUGCAUUUUAUCGGCCGGCACAUCGGAACAUUUUCUAUUAGCGAGACGCAUAGGCAACAUUUAAUGUGCCCAUUUUGGGCCACCCGUGGUAAUAAGGUUGUCGCCAAAAACACCUCCCCAGCCGGGCCCAGCUCUGUCGGAAUGCUCUGCCCUUGGAAGUUUUCAAGAUGAAAUCAAAUAAUUGCAAGGGCCAAAGAAAACCCAUUUGGAGCACAAGCAGCUUGAGGAAUAAAAUCAACCUUGGCCAGGCGAGGACCAGGAUAAGGAUGAAUAGAGUGGCGAGGAAGCAGUCCAGACAAUUGCAGCGGUGGGAUAGACAUACAAACACGCAUAGAGUCGGAUAUAUAAUAGAUAUGUUUAUACUAGAGCGUAAAAUUAAAAUCAAGAGUGACAGCUGAUGUGCAGCAAAUAAUGUUAGCUGCAUCCGACACUCGGCAAUUGAUGUGGCCUCCUUAUUUAUCGGAAGGCUAACCAAUUGGAAUGUACCUAUGAGUAUCAAAAUGAAUGUUUUGAAUGUCUUCAUAUAAAAAGUA